This is a messenger RNA of Eurytemora carolleeae, 1755 nucleotides long. RefSeq lists its product as uncharacterized. The transcript is spliced from 15 exons. The record is from RefSeq and is a predicted model, not a curated record. The coding region runs from base 28 to 1731 and encodes 567 amino acids. NCBI's taxonomy places the organism in Eukaryota, Metazoa, Arthropoda, Copepoda, Calanoida, Temoridae. Gene Ontology annotation, molecular function: protein binding.
AAAAAUGCGGGAAUAGUUAAAAUAAAAAUGGGAGCUUCCGCUUCUUCUCUUCUUGAGAUCCAGGAUCUGGAGGAAGAAUUUGAGAACAGAAGAAGUGUGACUGCUGAAGAGUAUUUCAAUCACUCGACCAACAGAGUUAAACCUGGAGAUAAUAAACUCACAUCCGUUCCACCUGAACUAUGCAACAAGGUCCGUUUGUUGAGAUCUGUAGAUCUUAGUUUUAAUAAUAUUGUUGAAAUACCAGUCGGACUUCCUCUAACCUUGCCACACCUUCAACACCUGAAUAUUAGUCAUAAUCAGCUGACUUUUCUUCCAGACUCUAUAUUCGGCUUUAUUCAUCUUCAGAGUUUGGAUUUAAGUUACAAUCAUAUAUCAAGUUUACCUCAAUCUUUCACUUCUCUACACCAGCUCAACAAACUAGAUCUUUCUCAUAAUUUGCUCAGGAAACCAAAAUCGUAUUUAUUGAUCUAUCUAGGCAACCUAGACAAACUUAGUGUAUUGUUGGUAGGGCGGAAUAAGUUUACUCCCGAGUUCCGGGUACUCUCAGAGACUGAGGGUUCGGAGAAACUAAUCCUUCAUUUACGAUCCUGUUUUUUUAAAUCACAAGAGGGGGAUCUUCCUUCUCAAUGCAAUAUUUUCAGACGAGAGCGUGGACCAGUAUUUGAUUCUAAAAUCUUGAACUCUGGGUCAGCUCAGUCAUUCUUCAAUCAGAUUCAAACUCAGGCCGUGAAUACUGGAAACCGUCUGUUGACACCUCUGAUCCCUCCGCCCCAGGCCACCACCCUGGACUCCGAGGCUAUCAAGGACAAGCUCCUGGGCAUGUUCUACGGCUCUGUGGUAGGGGACUGUAUGGGCGUGUUCACUCAGUCCUUCACCCCAACCCAGGCAGAGUUCCACUACCAGAGGGACUUCUUCAUUAAGAACAAGCUCUAUGUGGACGAGUACCGUUGCCACUUCAGCCGGGGGAGUGUGACGCUUGCCAGCCAGGUGGUGGGUGCAGUCCUUGACUCUGUGAUGGGGUGGGGAGGUGUGGUCGAUGAACUUGACUAUGCCAAAAAAUUACAUGAAUUGAUAAAAUCCUACGGGAAACCUCUCACCAGUUCUGUCAUGCAGGGGUUGGCGGCAAAGUCUAAAUUCAUUGUUGAUCCUACAGCUGCUGCUCGAGAAUGGAUGGAGCAAACUGAUACUGCCACGGAACAAGUAGUUUGUGAUAGUUUCUGUCUGCCUCCAAUGUUAGGACUGGUUGUGUCACAAUUUCAUGAUCUAAGGGAGAUAGAACGCAACGCGACAAGAAUAUGUAAAUCCACGCACGCAGCGCCAGAUAAUGUGACAGCAGCCAUUUUGCUGGCACAAUGUCUUGCCAAACUUAUCCAGGGUUUACCCCUGGACACUGCUCUAGAGGAAAUAGAAACCAAGCUGACCGGCUUAAAACCUGGCGACGAAGAGAAGAAUAAUAAUAUUAUUCAGAUGUCUCAUCCUCUCACCACACUGAAACAUCUGACAGAGUGUGUACGUGUAUACAAGAAUAAGGGAUUUAAAGCAGCAGUGAUUGUUAACUUGUUUAAAGGGGGAGAGGCAAGUGUAGGAAGUCUUGUAGUUGGAGCAGUUCUUGGUCUUGAUACAGGAUAUGCAAAUCUUCCAUCAGAUUGGCUGGAGGUCAUUGACCCAGAUUUUAGGUUGAUCCUAGACCGUAGACUUAAUACACUCUUCGAUAUGAUGGGCAUCCCCUAGAGACAAUGAAGAAGAAAAUUAUCA